Dibothriocephalus latus is the source of this 549-nucleotide messenger RNA. Lineage: Eukaryota; Metazoa; Platyhelminthes; Cestoda; Diphyllobothriidea; Diphyllobothriidae. The record is from the annotation of a GenBank genome assembly.
ACCUUUGAGACUAGCUGUGAGCAGUGUGCCACCUACUGGCCCAGGGUCCUGACUGCAGAAUUCCACUCUCUACGAAAUGACUGUCGGGUCUACAAAGAAUUCGAGAUAAAGGAGCAUGACGUCACUGUUCGGACGCUGCGCAUAAAACCUCACGGGGAACGCAAGUCUUGGAAAGUUGUGCAGAUCCAUUUCCACAAGUGGUCGGAGGCCGAUCAUCUAAACGCGGAGCGCCUAUAUCAUGCCCUACGCGUAUGCCAUGAUCACGGAUACAGACCAAAGGUGGACAGAUCGAAAGGGCCGAUAACAGUUCAUGGCAGCACGGGGAUUGGCCGAGCAGCCGUCUUCAUUAACGCACAGUUUCUGCUCGAUCGACUACAUCAUGCACCUGCAUCGCUCGACGUCUUUGGUACGGUCCUGGCCACCAGAAGAUAUCGUCCAAAUAUGGUGAAAACACUGGUGAGGCGUGUUUGCAGGCUUGCCGUCCUUUUCAUUGUAUCCAUCCAAGUUGAAGGCUGCCACUGCAUUACAAAAUAUCCUGCUGACAAUUAA